This is a messenger RNA of Epinephelus lanceolatus (giant grouper), 1748 nucleotides long. RefSeq names its product YOD1 deubiquitinase (gene yod1). Lineage: Eukaryota; Metazoa; Chordata; Actinopteri; Perciformes; Serranidae. Gene Ontology annotation, cellular component: nucleus; cytosol. Gene Ontology annotation, molecular function: protein binding; cysteine-type deubiquitinase activity. The record is from RefSeq and is a predicted model, not a curated record. Gene Ontology annotation, biological process: endoplasmic reticulum unfolded protein response; ERAD pathway; protein deubiquitination.
UGACGUCACGUGAACGUAGGCAGACGUUCCCCACAUCAGUCGUCUCACUGGAUGUUUAUUGUCUGAGGCAGGGCUGCAGUCAACACCAGGAUGUUGCGGCUUCGCUGUAAGACCAAAAAUGGGAGCCACAUAAUGCAGGGAUUGACUCAUCAGUCCUGCGUGCAAGAGCUAAAGACGAAGGUGGAGGAGCUGACUGGUAUCCCCUGUGACGUGCAGAAAAUCAUGGUCGGCUAUCCACCCUCCAGCCUUGAUCUUCGAAACGGAGAUGCUCACCUUAAGGACUAUCCCAUCAAAUCAGGAGACACACUCAUUGUUGAGGAAGAAAAGAACAAGCCAAAGCCUCCUCAGGAUCAUCCCACUGUGACUAAAGCACCACGCCUGGAAGCCUCACCCAUGCUGGCACGCCGAGUGGUCCCGGCUGACAACUCCUGCCUCUUCACCAGUGUGUAUUAUGUGGUGGAAGGUGGUGUAUACGACCCUGCGUGUGCCCCUGAGAUGCGAGGCCUCAUCGCCCAGAUUGUUUCCAGUGACCCUGCAGCUUACUCUGAAGCGGUGCUGGGAAAGACCAAUGAGGAGUACUGCACUUGGAUAAGACGUGACGACACCUGGGGGGGAGCCAUCGAGGUGUCCAUCCUCUCCAAGUUUUACCAGUGUGAGAUCUGUGUGGUGGACACUCAGACAGUCCGAGUGGAUCGAUUCGGGGAGGACGCUGGCUACCAUAAACGCGUGCUGCUCAUCUACGAUGGCAUCCACUACGACCCGCUGCAGAAAGAAACGCCCGGCUCCGACACUCCGCCCCAGACUAUCUUCUCCACCACAGAUGACGUAAUCCUGGCUCAGGCCCUGGAGCUGGCAGACGAGGCUCGCCGCAAGCGUCAGUUCACGGACGUUAACCGCUUUGCGUUGCGCUGCAUGGUGUGCCAGACAGGCCUGGUGGGACAAAAGGAAGCUCGGGAGCACGCCAAGGAGACAGGCCACACCAAUUUUGGCGAAGUGUGAAUACUGUUUUGUCUUUUCUUCCUCUCAUAAAUACAACCACCACCAACCCUGUGCCCCACGUCUGGCAACUCCGUUGGUCUGUCUGUCAAUCUGCUUGUGUGAUCCUCUACCUCACAUUGUCCAGCGACAUCUAUGGAGAAUCUGCAGACACUGUGUUAAGCCUCUAAUCUGUUCAGUAUUACUUUUAACUGCUGUCAGUUCUCAUAGUCAGAAACGCUACUGCAGUGCUCCGAUGUCUUUAAAACCAUCAUUUUAGUCUGUUAGGGAUGGUUUCAAACUGUUCAAAUGGGUCAAGGAAAAUAUGCAAACUAUUCUUAGGAUUUGUUUUAAACUCUUUUGUUACUCAACAGCUCAGUUUUAUUGAAAAACAGAAAGCAGCUGAUGUGUUUCAGUUGAUGCGCCAAAUUGGUAGUACUUACCUGUGACUGACUAAACGUGUAUGUGAUAAAACCCUGCUGUAUGGUUCUAGAAAGAGUUUAAAACAACCACUAAGAAUUAUUUGCACUAUGAUGUGAUCUUAUUCACUGUUGUCUUAAGCGCAGCACACAAAGUAUGACUGUUAUUCAUCAUGUUGAUUAUGUUGUUUAUUAUGGGUUUUUCUCAUUGCAGAUGUAUGUCAGAAACUUUUCCAAUACUAAAACUUAAGAUUUAGCUAACUUUAGAUGUCUGAAUCAUUCAGCACAGUUGGAUUUUGUUGAAGUCCCCCCCCCUCCCAACACAUUUUAAAGUAUGUAAAAAAAAAAAAAAAA